AUGCCUCCUAAGCGUGUAAAUCCACAUCGUAUACCAGAUGAGAUUCUUAAUGACCCUGAAUUGAAUGCAGUGAUUAGUAAUGGUCUGCCAAACAAUUACAACUUCGAAGUACAUAAAACAAUAUGGCGAGUUCGUUUUCUUAGGGCAAGACGCGUGGCCUUGCAGAUGCCCGAAGGCUUGCUUCGUUUUGCCACAAUUCUCUGUGAAAUUUUGAAGCACUUUGGGUCAAAAAAGUAUGAUUUCGAUGAACAGACAGUCACUAAAAAGUAUAACAAUGAUUUUAAUCCUGAAAUUGAUACUAUUGUCAUGGGUGAUGUUACCUAUGGUGCUUGCUGUGUGGAUGACUUUUCCGCUAAAGCGAUGGGAGUUGAUUUACUUGUACAUUACGGUCACAGUUGUCUCAUUCCCGUCGAAGAUAUUUCUUUUCUGUAUGUUUUCGUGGAUAUCAAGUUCGAUGUUGGGCAUUUCAUUGACAGUGCCAAGAAUGUCUUUCCUCACAACUCAACUCUUGCCCUAUUUUCGACAAUCCAGUUUGUUUCUAGCCUACCAGCUAUCAAAGAAUCUCUUGAGAACUGUGAGUUCAAAGUCAUUGUUCCACAAAGAAUGCCCCUUUCUCCUGGUGAAUUACUGGGGUGUACUUCGCCUAAAGUCUCGGGAGUGGAUUUUAUGGUUUUUAUUGGUGAUGGACGUUUUCAUCUUGAAUCAGCAAUGCUUGCAAAUCCUACGUUAACCGCAUACAUGUAUGACCCCUAUAACAAAAUCCUCACUGUGGAAUCAUAUGAUCAUGCUCGAAUGAGAUCGAUGCGUAAACUAGCGAUUGAAAAAGCGAAGUCGGCGAAAUGUUUUGGAAUAAUUUUGGGCACAUUAGGGCGUCAAGGUUCACCUCCAGUUGUAGAGGUUUUGCAAAAACGGAUGGAUGAAUUGUCGAUCAAAUCCUACAUUGUUCUCCUCUCGGAAAUCUUUCCGGACAAGUUGAAACUAUUUGGAGAUAAAAUCGAUGCCUGGGUGCAGGAGUUUAGUUCAAUUGGUAAUAAGUUGGUCACAAGAAUGUAG
Molecule: messenger RNA, 1053 nt
Organism: Rodentolepis nana
Lineage: Eukaryota; Metazoa; Platyhelminthes; Cestoda; Cyclophyllidea; Hymenolepididae
Source: the annotation of a GenBank genome assembly